AUGGAUCCGUUUAUUUUCAGCUUCAGCUAUCCCAACGGUGAGCCUCAAACUCCGACGAGGACUCCGAACACCUUCGACUCGUUCCACACCCCAAAACUCGAAUCGAGCUUUUUUGACCCUCGGGUAACCUGGGAUACCUCCGAUCCAUAUGCCUCCAGCCCAGAGCUCCUCCGCACACCACAGAAGUUUACUCUAGGCUCGUCCAAUUCACUGAAAGGUCACAAUGGGGAGACUACUAGUUACAGGAGGUCCUCGGAUCAAACCGAUACAGCCAGACGGAUUCGCCCGAUGAAACCCCUUCCGAGUGUGGGCGAGGAGUACCCUCGAACAGUGGGAUCGGCCAAGUCAGCAGCAUCAAUGCAAACCCCGCCGCCGACAAGUGCAUCGAGGCGGAGAAUCCCCGAGUUUGAACAGACCGAUGGACAUACACAAGCAGCAACGCCAGGCAUGGGAGGUCAUUUGGAAACACCUAGUCGUCUUCUCGGAGCAUCCCCUCGAAUGUUUGGAAAUCUCCAAUCGUCACCCGAUCUUUUUCAACUGGCUUCAUUGGAUCCCACGGGCUCGCCUUUUUUCCCACAGCAACGACUGUUCUGGGAUCAUGAUCUAGACAACACAGCGAGUGAGGUCCCCUUGCCCAGCAACGGGGACAAUUUCAAUGCUCGUCAGACCUCCACCUUUACAAACACCCAUCACAUCCCCCAAUUACCAAACAUUAGUGGUUCAAUUGAUCUCCCCGACUUUGGCAACGCUUUUGGAAUUUCAGCACCACCACCCACUGAUGCUGCCCUAUUUCCUGCGCCAUUCUCAACCUCUCCUCGGCUCCCAGUCACGAAGGCCGAGGAUCCAGCACUGUUUCUCAGCUCCCCUGCUCGGAGAUUUGGAGGGCCUCAACUUACACCAGAGACGCGGUCUCUUCGUGGUCUUCGACAACCCUAUCACCACCAGGCAGAAGAGUCAAGGCGGGAGGAGCUUAUUCGUGCACAGGCAUCAAAUGGCCACCAAUCCGACCCUUUCACUGUGUUCCCGAGCGAGAGCGAAGAGGAAGAUGAUGACUACACACCGAGAGGAAUACGACCAGGUCUAACACGCAGUGUCACACAUAAUGGACUACCUAGCUUAUCCCGACCGCUCAGUCAAGCCGGGGGCUUGAUGGCAUCCACCAGCGGAAUCCGAAAAAGUCCAUGUAAAGGGCGUUCGUCGCCAGCAAAAACCAUGCGUCCAGCCCCCUUGACACGGUCUAGUUCGACUGCCACCGGCUCUUUAGCGCGCUCAUCGUCUGUAGUGCUUCGUAUCGGUCGUGAUGGCCGUGCAAAGGCUGAAAUGGAGCCACUCAGUGAGGCUCCCACAGGAUUGACCGAUCCCCUGACCGGGAUUGAUCUAGAUGGCUCUACAACAGAGAGUGAAUCUGAUCCAGCUGAGUUCUCGGAAUAUCCCGUGCUACAUCGCGCUCAGUCGUCCUUUUCGCUUCGUGACGGCCCAAGGCGUCCACUAUCUCGGAGUGACUCGGGUUCCCGGCCUCCUUCAAAGGGGUCAUAUGCUUCCACCGUUGGCUCAUCACACUCGGGUCGGAUGUCACCCUGGGCUGGCUCUUCUAGAGGGGGUGGGCGACCAACGUAUCGAGGAUCUCCUGAUAUUAAGCGGACACCCAAACGGCAUUCGUCUCUGCUACACUCGGACUCGACUUAUACUCGAAGUAGCGUAGCAUCAGACUUAUUGCCCGGGGAGGAUGACGAGAGUGGCGAUGCUCAAUCUGCACUCCGACAAGUCCUCAAAGAACGAGGCCGGGGGCCAAGACCCGCCACGAAUGCGUUUGGCAACCGACUAUCUCGGUCAUCACACACUUUCGCUAAUCUCCGCUCAUCACCACCCCGCCUUGGUAGUGAUUUUGAAAUCCAUCCCCGCCACAAUGCUUCUCCCACGACCUUGACCGACCCUGAUCUUGCAACCCCCAGCACAGAGCGUCACAGCAACCCCAGCAACGGUACACGAUGUGUCUGCCGCUCGAUGGAUAACGGUGGCCACCUCAUGAUUCAAUGGUGA
Molecule: messenger RNA, 2040 nt
Organism: Penicillium griseofulvum
Lineage: Eukaryota; Fungi; Ascomycota; Eurotiomycetes; Eurotiales; Aspergillaceae
Product: PHD finger domain protein
Exons: 1
Coding region: 1-2040 (679 amino acids)
Source: RefSeq, a predicted model, not a curated record